AUGGACCAGACCGAGUAUGGCGGCCCACUCAUCCUCGCCGAUUGGCCGAGCACCUCAGUCCUCCGAUUGUCUCUAAAUAGGCCCCCUCUCAAUGCAUUCUCGUCGCCGUUUUGGAGCUCUUUGGGCUCGAAUUUCGCCAAGGUUCGACAGGACCCAAACGUUCGGGCAGUCAUACUGUGCUCAAACACCCGGGCAUUCACGGCAGGAUUGGACUUGAAAGAGGACAGUCUUUCACUAGUAGGAGCUGAUUCAGCUAGGUCUGGACUCCUGCUUCGAGAGCAUGUGCUCGAGUUCCAAGCUGCGAUUUCGAAGAUUGAGGACUGUGAGCGACCGGUGAUUGUAGCGAUUCACGGGGUCUGCUAUGGACUGGGGAUCGAUAUCAUUGCGGCCUGCGACAUCCGACUGUGCGACUCGAAGGCGCAAUUUAGCAUCAAAGAAGUCGACGCUGGAAUCGCGGCGGAUAUCGGCACCUUACAACGUCUGCCCAAGAAGACCGGGAACGACUCACUUCUGAGAGAAUUGGCGUUGACGGCUCGGUCGUUCGGCCCUCAAGAAGCAUGCGAACUCGGGCUGAUUGCGCAACGUCAUGUCGUCGAAGGCGGCAAAGAGGCUUUGAUGAGUAAAGCUCUUCAACUAGCUCAACAGAUCGCUUCGAAAUCACCGAUUGCCACCUUAGGCACUAAACAUUUGUUGAACUAUUCAACCGAUCAUACUGUGAAUGAAGGCUUAAAUUAUACCGCCCUUUGGAGUGCUAAUGCGCUCCAAGCCACUGAUGUUCAGGAUGCUAUCCAGGCGGUCGUCUCUGCGAAGAAUCCAAAACCUGCAAACUUCAAACGAUUGGGUAAAUUGUAG
This is a messenger RNA of Puccinia graminis f. sp. tritici CRL 75-36-700-3, 852 nucleotides long. RefSeq lists its product as uncharacterized. The transcript has 6 exons. Gene Ontology annotation, cellular component: mitochondrion. NCBI's taxonomy places the organism in Eukaryota, Fungi, Basidiomycota, Pucciniomycetes, Pucciniales, Pucciniaceae. The coding region runs from base 1 to 852 and encodes 283 amino acids. Gene Ontology annotation, molecular function: delta(3,5)-delta(2,4)-dienoyl-CoA isomerase activity. The record is from RefSeq and is a predicted model, not a curated record.